AUGGAGACUGCCUUUGACAUAAAGGAGACUAACGAACAGCAGGCCAAUGUUCCGAAACGACGCGGCACAACGGCCCGGGCCAGUCGAGUUGCCCGAGAUAAGAAGAAAGUUCAAAACAAAGCCGCCCAGAGAAGCUUUCGAGAGAAAAAAGAGGUCCAUUUACAUUAUCUAGAGUCUUUUGUUGAGGCUGUCAAGUCAACACAGAAUGAUAAUGAUGACGGCAAGCAGCGACUUUUACGAGCCCAUUUACAGCUACUUGAAGACUACCGACGACUUCACGAGUCAUUCAUCAAACUUCGCCAAAAGUCACAAAGCAUCGGCCAGUCCGCUCUGACUGCUGCUGAUGAUGAUUCGUUUAACGAAGUGGAACGGGCGGUGGAAAAAUACAACGAUAACACGACCGGGGUCCAGGCGAAUGUAGAGUUGCCUGCUCAUACUGAUAGUCCAAUGGACGCCACCCAGAGCAACUCUUUGGCCAAUCAACCACUGGACACACCCUUUGCAGGACUAGAGAUAGCGAGUGGUAACCAUCCUAUGAUUGACCAACCAGGAAGUCCUAAUUCGUUGGUUCAAAACUUUAUGAAUGUACAAGACAUCAGCCUCCCAGGACUCUCCACUCUGAACAAUACUGUCAACGUGGUCAACUCCAAAUCCCUAUUCGCAGAUAAAGUUGAAGGGGCCUGCAAGCAAUUCUUGUCUCAGAUCUCUCAAAAUACCAUAGACUGGAAGAAUUUGUGGCUGAACCCACUGGAAAUCAAAGAUAGUCUCGCCUCCGUCGCAAUUAGGCUGAUUAGCGAGCUAUCUGGACUUGGAACUUUGAUCUAUGGUUCGGACUUCCAUAGAUCUCUUCAACGCGUACUGCUUUGGAGACUCUCAAAUAAUUUGGAGUCCAAACUAGGAGUUCCAGAACCGUUUGAACCAACACCUCUCCAGUACUCUCUGAUGAAUUACCCCGUUAUCAUUGAUUUCAUUCCCUGGGCUUCUAUAAGAGAUCAAUUGAUCCUUUCUCGGCAUUCACUUGAUCUGGAUGUGAGUCACCUUACAGCUCAAGUUUCGAUCCCGCUCAAGCUAUGA
Clonostachys rhizophaga is the source of this 1074-nucleotide messenger RNA. The record is from the annotation of a GenBank genome assembly. Lineage: Eukaryota; Fungi; Ascomycota; Sordariomycetes; Hypocreales; Bionectriaceae.